This is a messenger RNA of Kuraishia capsulata CBS 1993, 381 nucleotides long. RefSeq lists its product as uncharacterized. Gene Ontology annotation, molecular function: deaminase activity. The record is from RefSeq and is a predicted model, not a curated record. Gene Ontology annotation, cellular component: mitochondrion; cytosol. The transcript has 3 exons. Bases 1 to 381 code for a protein of 126 amino acids. Lineage: Eukaryota; Fungi; Ascomycota; Pichiomycetes; Pichiales; Pichiaceae.
AUGUCUAAGAUUGCUGUUACCUUCCCCUACCUGCCCAAGACUCUUCCUGUCUUCAGCCAAGCCAUCGUGCACGGAGACACCAUCUACUGCUCUGGCCUAGUCGGUUUUGAUGCUGCUACUGGUAUUCUUGCUGAGUCAUUUACUGAUCAGACUGUCAACUGUCUCAGAAACCUCGAGCAUGUGCUCAAGGCCGCCGGUUCGUCCAUGGAGAACGCGUUGAAGGUCAACAUAUACGUGAAGGAUGUGAGCAGAUUUGCGGAAUUGAACGAAGUUUACAUCAACUACUUUGGCGAUGUAAAGCCAGCGAGAACUUGUGUUGAAGUUACCAACCUCCCUGUGAAUGCCGCUCAGAUCGAGAUGGAGUGUGUCGCUUACAAAUAG